This is a messenger RNA of Balearica regulorum gibbericeps (East African grey crowned-crane), 891 nucleotides long. The record is from RefSeq and is a predicted model, not a curated record. NCBI's taxonomy places the organism in Eukaryota, Metazoa, Chordata, Aves, Gruiformes, Gruidae.
AUGACCAUAGAGGAUCUCCCAGAACCUUCCUUAGAAGGAGAUUCCCUCGUUGAAGGAGAACGACUCUUACUCCCAAACUCUGCAACUUCUGUUACUUUUUCUGUUGCUGCAGCACCAAUGCCUUCAGACUGUGAGUUUUCCUUCUUUGAUCCCAAUGAUGCAGCAUGCCAAGAAAUACUUUUCAACCCCAAAACAUCGGUUUCUGAAUUGUUUGCUAUCUUAAGGCAGUGGGUUCCACAAGUCCAGCAGAAUAUUGAUGUUAUUGGGAACGAGAUCAUUAAGAGGGGUUGUAAUGUGAAUGACAGAGAUGGACUGACUGACAUGACUCUCUUGCAUUACACUUGCAAAUCAGGGGCUCAUGGUAUUGGUGAUGUUGAAACUGCUGUAAAAUUUGCAACGCAGCUUAUUGAUUUGGGUGCUGAUAGCAGUUUACGCAGCCGCUGGACAAAUAUGAAUGCCUUGCAUUAUGCUGCCUACUUUGAUGUUCCAGAACUUAUUAGUGUUAUUUUGAAAAAUGCAAAGCCAAAAGAUGUGGAUGCCACCUGCAGUGAUUUUGAUUUUGGAACAGCUUUACAUAUUGCUGCAUUUAACCUAUGUACAGGAGCUGUCAGGUGUUUACUGGAACAUGGAGCAAAUCCUGCCUUUAGGAAUGACAAAGGGCAGAUUCCGGCAGAUGUGGUUCCUGAUCCAGUAGAUAUGCCACUGGAAAUGGCAGAUGCAGCGGCCAGCGCAAAAGAAAUCAAGCAGAUAUUGCUGGAUGCAGUGCCUCUCUCAUGUGACAUCUCAAAAGCCAUGAUUCCAAACUACGAUCAUGUCACAGGCAAGGCCAUGCUUUUGUCGCUUGGCCUGAAACUGGGAGAUCGUGUUGUCAUUGCAGGACAGAAGGUAUGA